GGGAUAUGUACAUGGAAAUAAGAGAAGGGACUCUAACCUGAUUAUGGAUUUUGAAGAAAGACUCCUCAUUGCACAAAAGAAAAGAUAAACUAAUGGACAGCCCUCAGGAAUGAUGUCCUUUUGCCACAAUGUAAUUAAUAUUUCCUGUGAGAAAAGCAGCUGGUCGAAUGAUGUCCGAGCUUCCCUGUAUAGUUUAAUGGUGCUUAUAAUUCUGACAACAGUGGUUGGCAAUUUGAUAGUUAUUAUUUCCAUAUCGCACUUCAAGGAACUUCACACCCCAACCAAUUGGCUCAUUUAUUCCAUGGCCACUGUGGACUUUCUGCUGGGGUGCCUGGUCAUGCCUUACAGCAUGGUGAGGUCUGUUGAGCACUGCUGGUAUUUUGGAGAAGUCUUCUGUAAAAUUCACACCAGCACGGAUAUUAUGCUGAGCUCAGCAUCCAUUUUUCACUUGUCCUUCAUUUCCAUUGACCGCUACUAUGCCGUGUGUGACCCAUUGAGAUACAAAACCAAGAUCAAUAUCUUGGUUAUUUUUGUGAUGAUCUUCAUUGGUUGGAGUAUUCCUGCUCUUUUUGCUUUUGGAAUGAUCUUUCUGAAGCUAAACUUCAAAGGCACUGAAGAGAUGUAUUACAAAUACGUUCACUGCAUAGGGGGUUGCUCUGUCUUCCUCAGCAAAACAUCAGGGGUUCUGGCCUUUAUGACUUCUUUCUACAUACCUGGCUUGAUUAUGUUGUGUGUCUACUGUAGAAUAUAUUUCAUAGCAGAAGGGCAGGCAAGAUCGAUUGAUGCAAAUCAGAAGCUUCAAAUUGGAUUGGAAGAGAAAACUAGAAUUUCACAAAGCAGAGAAAGGAAAGCUGCAAAGACAUUAGGGAUUGUGGUGGGAGUUUUCCUAACAUGCUGGUGUCCUUUCUUUGUCUGCACAGUCAUGGAUCCUUUCCUGGACUAUACAAUUCCACCCACCUUGAAUGAUGCAUUGGUUUGGUUUGGCUACUUGAAUUCCACUUUUAAUCCAAUGGUUUAUGCGUUCUUCUAUCCUUGGUUCAGAAGAGCACUGAGGAUGAUUCUAUUUGGUAAAAUUUUUCAGAAAGAUUCAUCUAGGUGCAAAUUAUUUUUAGAAUCAAAUCCAUAGAAUUAUUAUACUUUACUGUUUUGCAAAACAGUUGGUGAUCAAAUUUAUAAACACAACCUAAUCACAUCCACCAAAUGCAGGGCUUUUAUCGGUUAUUUGAGUCAGAGAUUGUAUAGUGAGAUGUGAUGCUUACAUCUUGCUUCUUAUUUACCAUUCUUACUGUACACACUAAAGUCUUGCAAGUCCAGAAUUUUAAGGACUUACAUUUUAAAGAACGUUUCCUGCCCUUAGAUGAACUGUCAUGAAAUUGAUAGUGGUACUUUACGCAAUUGUCCAGUAGUGGUAACUAAGGGGCUGCAUCUGGGGACACAAAUUAGAAUGACUUUGUCAUUCAUUUGUUUGAGUAUAUAUGCCUCUUCGUAAAAUAGACUAAAAGUGUACAUAAAACAUUAUCAGUAACUGUUUAUAUAUAAUUUGCUAUUUAU
Messenger RNA from Vicugna pacos (alpaca), 1551 nucleotides. It is a transcript of the gene TAAR1, whose product is annotated as trace amine associated receptor 1. Lineage: Eukaryota; Metazoa; Chordata; Mammalia; Artiodactyla; Camelidae. Gene Ontology annotation, molecular function: trace-amine receptor activity. Gene Ontology annotation, biological process: G protein-coupled receptor signaling pathway. Gene Ontology annotation, cellular component: membrane. The record is from RefSeq and is a predicted model, not a curated record.